Messenger RNA from Pyricularia grisea, 183 nucleotides. RefSeq lists its product as uncharacterized. The transcript has a single exon. NCBI's taxonomy places the organism in Eukaryota, Fungi, Ascomycota, Sordariomycetes, Magnaporthales, Pyriculariaceae. The record is from RefSeq and is a predicted model, not a curated record. Bases 1 to 183 code for a protein of 60 amino acids.
AUGCAGUUCACCAUCCAAAAGACUUUUUUCGCUGCCCUGGCUAUCGGGUUGCUCCCUUCGGCAUUUGCAGGGGAGUGCGUCUCUUACACAGGCUCGUGCCCAUCUGACAAACCUCAUUGUAUGUGGACGAGCGGCGCAACCAAAAUUUGCUGUCCUUGGCCGGACCACCUCAAUCCUUGUUAA